Nerophis lumbriciformis (worm pipefish) is the source of this 3135-nucleotide messenger RNA. NCBI's taxonomy places the organism in Eukaryota, Metazoa, Chordata, Actinopteri, Syngnathiformes, Syngnathidae. The record is from RefSeq and is a predicted model, not a curated record.
AUGGGACUGUAUGGCCCAGUUCUGACUCCCCCCGGAGAACCACCAGCCGCAGAGAACCACCUGGGCCCUGACCAACCCCCGCCCCAGACCACCCCCAGCGCCUCCCCACAUCAACCCCCCCAGCCCGCCGCCCAGGCACCCCUCCCACAACCCUGGACAGGCGCCAUCCCGAGCGCCAGAGACCAGGGGAUACCCACCCCACCGGCAGGGGACAACAAGCCCCACCCCAGGCCUCAUAGGCCCCAGGAGGCCCUGCCGCCGACCCUGCCGACAGAGGGGAAGCGGCAGCCGCUGCAGGCCCGGUUGGAGUGGGUGGAGAUCAUCGAGCCGCGUACGCGCGAGCGCAUGUACGCCAACCUGCUGACGGGCGAAUGCGUGUGGGACCCGCCGGCGGGCGUGCGCAUCAAGCGCACGGGCGACAACCAGUGGUGGGAGCUCUUCGACCCCAACACCUCGCGCUUCUACUACUACAACGCCUCUACGCAGCGCACCGUCUGGCACCGCCCGCAAGGCUGCGACAUCAUCCCGCUGGCCAAGUUGCAGACGCUCAAGCAGCACGCCGACGCCGCGGGGGGCGUGGCCAACGACGACGACCGCGACGCCAACGAGGAUGACGACGACGGCCGGGAGGGGAGCGCCUCGUCCUCACUGGACCGAGAAGGAAGCCGUAAUCGGGCCGGGAAAGACCAAACCGAGAGGACGUCCCCGUUCAGGUGGAACACGGGCACCAAGGAGCGCAUGCUGAUCAAGGUGACGGAGCGGGAGCCCGCCUUCCCGGCCCGACAGGGCAACGGCUACUCCCCGUGCGAGCUGCCCGGCGGGGGCGCUCGCGAGACCGCCUCAGAAGGCGACGCCCAAUCGGAGCGGCGGCGCUCCCCUUUCCCUAAGCGCGCGGACCAGCGGCGCCCCUCGGCCGACUCGCAAGCCUCGUCGCCGCGCUACGGCUACGAGCCGCCGCCGCUCUAUGAGGAGCCGCCCUCAGAGUACCAGCCGCCGCCCAUCUACGAGGAGCCGCCCGCCGACCCGUCCUUCUACGGCGGGAAGUCGCCGGCCCGCAAGACCUCGGCGCCCAUCUACCACUCCCCCAAGCAGUCCCCUUACGGCCAGCUGGUCCUGACCCGCCAGAAGUGUCCGGAGAAGACCCAGAGUCUGGAGUACAGCCCCGCGGGGAAGGAGUACGUCAAGCAGCUGGUCUACGUGGAGCAGUCGUCCUCAAGCCCCCGCUUCAAGACGGCCGAGCGCCUGCUGCGCUACGGCACGUCCUCCGGGGGUUCCUAUGGGGGGUCCUACACCCUCCAGCACAGCCAGUCCCUGAUCCGGGACCCCCGCCUGCUGCUGGACUACAGCGGCGAUGGCGGUCAAAGGCUCCUCUACGAGGACUCGGUCUCCUGGUCGUCCGGCCAGACUCACUCUUUGUCCACGUCCCCCGGCGGGAACCGCAAACGCAAGAGCCGCAAGCCCUCGCUGCCUCAGGAGUUGGCCCGCGGCCAAUACGGGGGCACGGCGUCCGAGGCCAUGCUGGCGCAGGCGCGGCUGGCGUGGGAGGCGCAGCGGGUGAUGAAGCAGCGCAGCAGCUGGGACUCGGGGCAAGGCGGCGUCGAAGACGAGGGCGGCCGGGGGUCCAAAGACGGCUACGAGAGCGACGGCGCCGUGCCGCCCCCCUUGCCGGGGCCCGUGGUCAGGGCUUUCAGCGAGGACGAGGCCUUGGCGCAGAGCGACGGCCACCUCUGGAAGAGGAGCACCUUCGAGCGGUUGGGAUUUCCUCAAGCGCUGUUGGAGAAGAGCCUCUCCAUGCAGACUAGCUUAGCCUCUCCGGAGAACUACCUCCACCCCUCGCAGUCGGAGGACCUGGGCGCCUGCGCCCAAUUCGAGGCCAGCCGCAACGCCAGGAAUAUGAUGCCCAGCGCCAGCUGCGGCGUUUUCCCAGAAUUCACCCUGAGGAAACCGUCCUCCGAGACCGACAUCGAGAACUGGGCGUCCAAGCACUUCAACAAACACACGCAGGGUCUGUUCAGGAGGAAGGUGUCCAUCGCCAACAUGCUGGCGUGGAGCAGCGAGCCCAUCAAGAAGCCCAUGAUCGUCACGUCGGACCGCAGCGUCAAGAAGGAGGCGGUGGACAUCUUCAAGCUCAUCCAAACCUACAUGGGGGACCGCCGCACCAAAGCCGACCCCCUCUGCGUAGCCCUGGAGGUGGUGGUUCGCGGAUGGAGCAACCAGGGCCUUCGCGACGAGCUGUACAUCCAGCUGUGCCGUCAGACCACGGAGAACUUCCGCUACGACAGUCUGGAGCGCGGCUGGGAGCUGAUGGCCGUCUGCCUGGCCUUCUUCCCGCCCACGCCGCGCUUCCACAGCUACCUGGAGGGUUACAUCGCCAGACACAUGGACCCCCUCAACGACACCAAGGGAGUGGCUAUUAGCACAUACGCUAAACACUGCUACAGGAAGUUAACCAAGGCGGCGCUAACGGGAGCCAAGAAGGGUCUUCAAAAGCCAUGCCUGGAGGAGAUCCAGCACGCCCGCAACGCCAUCUUCAGCCCCUCCAUGUUCGGCUCUUCUCUGGAGGAGGUCAUGGCUCUGCAGCGGGAGCGCUACCCGGACCACCAGCUCCCCUGGGUCCAAACCCGCCUCUCCGAGGAGGUCCUGGGCCUCAACGGGGACCAGACCGAGGGCAUCUUCAGAGUCCCGGGAGACAUCGACGAGGUCAACGCGCUCAAGCUCCAGGUGGACCAGUGGAAGAUCCCCACCGGGUUGGAAGAUCCGCACAUUCCGGCGUCGCUGCUGAAGUUUUGGUACCGAGAGCUGGAGGAGCCGCUGAUCCCGCACGAGUUCUACGACGAGUGCGUGAAGAACUACGACAACGCCGAGGCCGCCGUCCAAGUGGUGCUGGGACUGCCGCACAUCAACAAAUUGGUGCUAUGCUACCUCAUACGAUUCCUGCAGGUGUUUGCGCAGCCGGCUAACGUGUCGGUGACCAAGAUGGACGUGAGCAACCUGGCCAUGGUGAUGGCGCCCAACUGCCUGCGCUGCCAGUCGGACGAGCCGCGCGUCAUCUUCGAGAACACGCGCAAGGAGAUGUCCUUCAUCCGCCUCCUCAUCCACACGCUGGACACCAGCUUCAUGGACGCCGUACUAUAG